Messenger RNA from Monopterus albus (swamp eel), 1246 nucleotides. It is a transcript of the gene bloc1s3, whose product is annotated as biogenesis of lysosomal organelles complex-1, subunit 3. The transcript has 5 exons. Gene Ontology annotation, cellular component: BLOC-1 complex. Bases 231 to 809 code for a protein of 192 amino acids. The record is from RefSeq and is a predicted model, not a curated record. NCBI's taxonomy places the organism in Eukaryota, Metazoa, Chordata, Actinopteri, Synbranchiformes, Synbranchidae.
UAAAUCUACUGUACCUGUCAAAUGACUGUAGGAUACACAAAGUAAACAGCGUUAGUUCCUGCCAGCCUAAUCCUCGAGACUCACGUAGGCGGAGUUAGCAGGAGGCUUCUGUAUCGCGUGAAAAAACAUUUGGUGGCAGCGGACUACAUGUCCCAUAAGGCGCAAGAGUAUGCGAGUAAUUCAUACUUCCGACAAUAAAACAUUCACAUAGAGGCCACAAAAUACCCGAUAUGUCCAGCAGGUGCCAGACAGUGGUGCAGGGUGAGGCAUCUGAGACAGACUCUGAUGAUGAAGUCCACAUCACCUCCCUGUCUGCUCCAUUUACUGCCUCAGUUGGAGCCAAGGUUCCAGGGGAGGCAUCAGAAACAGACAGUGAGGAGGACCAGGCGCACCCAGCCUCUGCAGUCCGCCAGGAGAGCGUUCAGAUAAUCAAGAGAGACCUGCCUCCUCUUAUCGUAGUCGGAGACCGUCCUGAUAUACAGUCAGUAGUGGAGGACAGGCCAAGCCCCACACACAAGCCACAUGGUGACACCCUUUUACAACAGAAGCUGCAGGAGUCUAACAGCCGGCUGUAUUCUGACAUUGGACAGACACUACGGCAUGUUUAUGGUAGUGCCAGCAGGGAGGUACGUAGUGCAACAGCUCAGCUGAAUGCUUCGCAGGGCGCCAUCAUCAACGCCUCCCACAGCAUAAGAUUAAUCUUAGAUGACCUGAAGGCUGUGUCAGAGAAGAUUGACAUCAUCACCAGCUAUCAAAUACUGCCUGAUAUUAACAUCAAUAAUCCAACUUGUACUGUUCCUGUACCUUAGAGGAAAAAAAUCGAUCUAUUUAUUUCAAAUAAACAUAUCAAUAUUAUGUUUUGAUCAGUAUGGAUAUAUUUUCAUUGAAUAACAAAGACUGGAUGUACAUUUGGUGCUACUUUUCUUUGCAGCAUAAAAGCUGUAAAUAUCUUUAAAUGUGUGGUUGUGGUAUAAGAACAUACUAUGUAUCUGUAAUUCUUAUAAACAAGCUGUUGGCCGCUGCCUCGAUAGUUCAUAGAUGUGGCUUUGAAUAAAUGUGAAGUGGAGAUAAUCCUGAAGAAAUUUGUCACUUGACAUUUAUUUGUUAUUAAUACACGUAUUUAUAAAAAAAAACAAAUGAUACCAAACAGGCACAAACAAACAAAUACCUACUGUGACUGUAUAGAUUACAUUGCAAAAUCAUUAUUUUGGGAAUUGCUAAACAUACCAAGCUGGCUGUGUAAAUA